Molecule: messenger RNA, 759 nt
Organism: Fusarium musae
Lineage: Eukaryota; Fungi; Ascomycota; Sordariomycetes; Hypocreales; Nectriaceae
Exons: 4
Coding region: 1-759 (252 amino acids)
Cellular component (GO): plasma membrane
Molecular function (GO): acetate transmembrane transporter activity
Source: RefSeq, a predicted model, not a curated record
AUGUCAUCCUCAAGAACAGAAGUGGGCCGAUCGAGUGGAGACAAAGAGGCAGCUUUUUGGUCUGCACAGGAGGAUGGUCCUGAGACCAAACCUUAUGGCGGCGCAGCUACAGCCCAGCAAGAAGCUGCUCGGCAAAAGGAUAUUGAAUUUCGCCAGAGGUUUGGUGAUGCUGGGCCCCUUGGUCUCUCUGGGUUUGCCUUUGCGACGUUCUUAACAGCCUUGGUCAACCUCAAUGUCCACGGCGUGACUAUUCCAAAUAUUGUCAUUGGACCAGCUCUGGCUUAUGGAGGUCUUGCUCAAUUACUCUCUGGCAUGUGGGACAUCGCCAAUGGCAAUACAGUCAGCGCCACUAUUGCCUGCUCGUAUGGCUGUUUCUGGAUCUCCUACGCCAUUAGUAUGAUACCCAGCUUCAACGUCAGGGACGCUUACCCCAGCCUUGCUGACUACAACCACGCCAACGGAUUAUUUCUUAUGGGGUUCUUCAUCUUCUCAGUGGCUAUAACUCUGUGCUCGAUGAAGUCAAAUGUCUUUUCUCUGACGCUCUGCCUUCUUGUCAACUGCACCUGGCUCUUCCUCGGGGUGGCAAACCUCUGGACUGAAGAAUCGGGCGCUCCUAAUAACGUACUACUCAAGUGCGGCGGCGUGACUGGCUUGUUGGUGUCAUUCACGGCGUGGUAUCUUAUGUAUGAAGCUUUGUUCUGCCACCGAAUCCCGAUCUUCCGUGGAAUACAAGCCGCAGAUCCCUUGGCUCACAUAUAA